GAGGGUUGCUGAGGAGGAGGAGGGAAGGGUGGGGGAGGUGGUAUUGAGGCGGUGCUGAGGUACUCGACGGUGUAGGGCCUGAGGCCGCCGCCAUUCUGCCUUCCUGCCGCCAGCCUGGGGCGAGGAGAUGCAGCGAGACUACAACCCGAGCUUCGCGGGCGUCGAGGACGCGGCCGCGGUUCCGUGCAGUCGUUUCCAUGUGAAGCUGGUGGAUGAGCGGCCGGUGCCCGGCCUCCCGCAGGACGACGAGCCGCCCGAAUACGCGGCACCUUCCUUCGGGGGCGAGGAAGGGUUGAGCCGUCUCCACCCGUUCGAGUACCGGGGCCCGGGGGGCGGCUUCCCCGGCUGCGACCCUCUCCGCCCCGACACCCUCUUGCAAACGUACGACACCAUCACCAACUCCCACCUGAAGACCUUCGGGCACAACACUGUGGACAAGGUGCCCCGAAUCGACUUCUACCGCAACACCGGCAGUUUCAGUGGCGUCAAAAUCAACAGGCCGACCCUGGCCGAUCUUCAUGAAGAUCUGAAGACGGAUAUUGUAUCAGUUCCUGGUACAGUGGAAGGUAUUGCCAAUGGUGAUGGUGCAGUAAGUGAUGAAGCAGGAAGGAAGCCUUCAGAAAAUGAAUUAGUGAGGUUUGGAUGGAUCAAAGGUGUGCUGGUACGAUGUAUGUUGAAUAUAUGGGGUGUGAUGCUUUUUAUUCGACUAUCCUGGAUAGUUGGUCAGGCUGGAAUAGGUCUUGGAGUUGUUAUUAUCCUUCUGGCUACUGUAGUUACAUCAAUUACUGGGUUGUCAACUUCUGCUAUAUCAACAAAUGGAUGUGUUCGUGGAGGUGGUGCCUACUAUCUCAUUUCCAGAAGUUUGGGACCAGAAUUUGGUGGAUCUAUAGGCUUAAUCUUCUCCUUUGCUAAUGCUGUAGCUGUGGCCAUGUAUGUUGUUGGAUUUGCUGAAACUGUGGUGGAUAUUCUGAAGGAAAAUAAUGCUCUCAUGGUAGAUCCAAUCAGUGAUAUCCGAAUAGUAGGUUGCAUUACAGUAGUAAUAUUACUUGGCAUAACUGUAGCUGGCAUGGAAUGGGAGACCAAGGCUCAAGUUAUUCUUCUGAUAAUUCUUCUAAUUGGAAUUUGUAACUUCUUUAUUGGAACUGUUAUUCCAAGUAAUACUGGGAAAAAAGGCAAAGGUUUCUUUAACUACCAAGCUAACAUAUUUGCAGAGAAUUUUGGACCAUCUUUUAGGGACGGAGAAGGUUUCUUCUCUGUCUUUGCCAUAUUUUUCCCAGCUGCUACUGGUAUUCUUGCUGGUGCCAACAUCUCAGGUGAUCUAAAGGAUCCUCAAGGAGCCAUCCCUAAAGGAACAAUAUUAGCCAUCUUCAUAACUACUACAACUUAUAUUGCUGUUGCCGUCUGUAUAGGUGCCACAGUUGUGCGUGAUGCCACUGGAAGUGUGAAUGAUACCAUAAGUUCCUCCACAAACUGUAAUGGUUCAGCAGCCUGUAAACUGGGAUAUGAUUUCUCCAUUUGUAAUACACAGACAUGCAAUUUUGGUUUAAUGAAUAACUUCCAGGUAAUGAGCAUGGUGUCUGCGUUUGGACCGCUCAUCACAGCUGGAAUCUUUUCAGCUACUCUUUCUUCUGCUCUGGCCUCUUUAGUCAGUGCACCCAAGAUUUUUCAGGCUCUCUGCAAGGAUAAUAUUUAUAAGGGGCUGUAUUUCUUUGGGAAGGGAUAUGGGAAGAAUGGUGAACCAAUUAGAAGCUACAUCUUAACGUUCUUUAUUGCUGUUGCAUUCAUUCUGAUUGCUGAACUGAAUACUAUUGCACCUGUUAUCUCAAACUUUUUCUUGGCCUCAUAUGCACUUAUCAACUUUUCAUGUUUUCACGCUUCAUAUUCGAAAACUCCAGGGUGGCGUCCUGCAUUUAGAUUUUAUAACAUGUGGCUCUCGUUACUUGGAACUAUUUUGUGCUGUGCAGUCAUGUUCGUCAUCAACUGGUGGGCAGCUGUAAUCACAGUUACAAUUGUGUUAUUCCUUAAUAUUUAUGUUAUAUACAACAAACCAGAGGUGAAUUGGGGCUCUUCAAAACAAGCCAUGUCUUAUGUUACUGCAUUACAAGAUGCUCUUUCACUGACUGGGGUGAAUGAUCAUAUUAAGAAUUUCAGGCCACAGUGCAUUGUAUUGACAGGAUCACCUAUGUCCAGACCAGCUUUGUUGGAUUUAACACUUUCUUUCACAAAGAAUUUCAGUCUGUGCAUCUGUAGUCAAGUGUUUAUGGGUUCACGGAAACAAUCGGUCAGUGAAAUCAAUAUGAAUAUGGAUAAAUACCAGCAAUGGUUAACAAAGAACAAGAAAAAAGCCUUCUAUGCAGCAGUGGCUGGAGACAAUUUGCGAGAUGGAGUAAAGUGCUUAUUGCAGGCUUCUGGACUGGGUCGAAUGAAGCCAAAUACGCUCGUGAUUGGAUACAAGAGAGACUGGCAUACUAUUAAUUUUCGGGAUGUUGACAAUUACGUUGGCAUUUUGCAUGAUGCCUUUGAUUUUGAGUAUGGUUUGAUAAUUCUGAGGAUUAGCCAAGGACUUGAUAUCUCUCAUAUACUUCAGAUUCAAGAAGAAUUACAAAGAAAAGAGCAAGAAAAACUAGCAUUGGAAUCUGCCAAGAGAGAGGAACAAGAGGAUGGAAAGCGAGGAAUCCGUUCACUGAAGUUCUUGAACAAAGCUGUGAAAUAUAGUGCAAAUACUCCACUGGCAGUGAAUGCACAGAAAGGCUUUAAAAUCUCCACUGGUUAUGCUGCAAAUUUCAACCAACAACUAUUGGAAGCUAGUGCUCAAUUCCAAAAGAAUCAAGGGAAAGGCACAAUAGACGUUUGGUGGUUGUUUGAUGAUGGAGGUUUGACUAUUCUCAUUCCUUAUCUGUUAACUACACGGAAAAAAUGGUCUGGUUGCAAGUUGCGUAUCUUUAUUGGAGGGAAGUUGGACAGUAUUAAUGAAGAGAAACGGGCAAUGGCCGCACUUCUGGGAAAAUUCAGGAUUCAGUGUGCUGACAUCAAGGUUAUUGGAGACAUUAAUGUGAAGCCAAGCAAGCAGAGCUGGAAAACAUUUGAAGAAUUGAUUGAACCGUAUCAACUGCAUGAAAGCUCCAAGGAUCCUGCAACCGCUGAGAUACUGCAGAAGGAGUAUCCAUGGAAAAUUACUGAUGCUGAGCUAGAGAGAUUUAAAGAUAAGACAUACCGGCAAGUCAGACUCAAUGAACUUCUACAGGAGAACUCUCGAGCUGCCAAUAUCAUUGUUGUGAGUUUGCCAAUUGCAAGAAAAGAAGCUGUAUCAAGCUACCUGUACAUGGCUUGGUUGGAGAUUCUUUCCAGAAAUCUACCUCCUGUCAUAAUGAUCAGAGGAAAUCAAAAAAAUGUACUGACCUUUUACUCCUAACAGAAAAGUGAAUGUCAUGGCUGGAGCAAAUGCCACACUUAUCAUCUAGUAUACUUGAGAGUAGUUUAAAAGGGCAUCUCUUGAUCUAAGUAGCAAACAGGCUUAAUUCCACAUUCUAUAAUUCUUUGAUGCCUUUCACAAAUAAUGUCAAUAGUUCUUCCUCUUCUGAAAUUGUAUUUUCUUGUAUGGUCACCAUAUGUAAUUGUGAGGUUAAUAGUAUACUGCAAUUUUUAUGGUUUGUGUUUUCACUGUAAUGUCACAAAGGUGGAAUAUUACUCCAACUUGUGGAGUCAUUGUACCAAAGGGAGGUCAUCGUCAUGUAGCAAUAAUCUAGUUCCAAAACAAUUCGGCUUCUAAAAUCUUAAGGGGGGUUCCAGUCCAUUGUUACAGCCUGAUAUUCCUUCAUCUCAGUCUAAAAUAAGACUUUAUCACUCAUUUUGACAAUUAUAAUUAUGUACGGUGCAUUAUUUAACAAUAAGCUUAAACAUAAGCACGGAUUGAGAUAAGUCUUUUAAUGUUGUCUGACAAGAUCACAUUCAGGAACACAGAAUCAAAACUGAACUAAAAGGAAGAUGAGAAAAUGUCAAAUCGAAUGAGAUGGAAAUUUAAUACAAUUUAUCAUGUGGUCAGUUCUAUUUUGGAGGGAUUUCUUGCAAUAUGAUACAAACGUUGAAAUUCAGAAUGUAUUUUUCCAUGAUUUCAAUAACUAUGUAAUCUGAAAAACAUUAAUGGUAACCUUGUGUCAGAUAAUUAUUGAAAUAAAUUGCACUAGAAUUUAAUGUUA
Pristis pectinata (smalltooth sawfish) is the source of this 4196-nucleotide messenger RNA. RefSeq names its product solute carrier family 12 member 1 (gene slc12a1). Lineage: Eukaryota; Metazoa; Chordata; Chondrichthyes; Rhinopristiformes; Pristidae. The transcript has 26 exons. Gene Ontology annotation, molecular function: sodium:potassium:chloride symporter activity. The coding region runs from base 128 to 3412 and encodes 1094 amino acids. Gene Ontology annotation, cellular component: membrane. The record is from RefSeq and is a predicted model, not a curated record. Gene Ontology annotation, biological process: potassium ion homeostasis; sodium ion homeostasis; potassium ion import across plasma membrane.